ACAAAUUGUCGUCAACAACAAAAACAACAACAAAAUGAACAUUCGAAUCUAUUUCAACCUAACCAUAAUAAUCGAAAUUCAACAACAACAACAUUGUUAGCAUUAUCGAAUAAAAUUAUCUACAUGUUUCAAGUGAAAGCCGAUGAUGAUCAAACACAAUUGUCAUGUAUUGCUAAUAAUCCAAUGAUAACAAAUCAUGCCAUACGUUUGGAUAGAAUAUUAAAUGUUCAUUAUAAACCAAAAUUUUUAAAAAUAUCCGAAACAAUCGAGCUAAAUGAAUGGGAAAAUUUUCAGCUAAAAAUUCUAUUAUAUUCAAAUCCAUCAAUCGAUUCAAUACGUAUGGAUCGUAUUGAAAAAAUGAAUGAUAAUACUAUUUUAGAUCGUAUUCUUAUUUCUAUUCAACCGGAUAUAUUAUUGAAUAAUUUAAAAUGGGAAAAUAUUGUUGAUUAUUUAAAACCAAUUCCAUUGGAAUGGCAUUCAAAAUUAUCAUCAUCAUCAUUAUCGAAUAAUCAUAGUAGUAUCAUAACCUUGGAUAUGAUAAAUGUAACAAGAAAUGAUUAUGGUCUUUAUGUUUUACGUACGGAAAAUUCUGUCGGUUAUUCAUUAAUGUUUAUCCGGUUAUUUAUACGAUCCAUUUCUUCUAUCGAUAUGAUUCGUGUGAUAGUGCCUAGAAAAACAACUGUGAUGAAUCAAUCGAUCAAUAAUAUUAUCAAAUUAGAUAAUAAUAAUACACAGAUUGAAAUAAUUGAAUUGAUUGAAAAUAAUGAUCGAAAUUUUCGUAUCGAAUGUAAUGUUAAUAAUGGUAAUCCAUCAUCAAUAAUUCGUUGGACGAAACAAUUUUUUAGUAAAUAUUUACAACGACGACAAAUUCAAAUUCAACAACAAUCAAAAUUGAUUAAAAAUCCAACGAAUGAUCAACAUUAUUAUUAUCAUUCGAAUCAACGAUUGAAAAAUAUGCCUUACCUUUAUGAUUACGAUGAUUAUAUUGAUGAUGAUAUUGAUUAUAUUAAUUUUUUAAUUAAUUCAAAUUUACAAUCAAACGAUAUGUUUAUCGAUUGGUCACGUUCAAAUGUUACACAAACAAUUUUAUCGAAAAAUUCUCGCCAACAAAUUGCAAAUUCAGCAAAUAAUAAUAAUCAUCAUAAUACAAACUAUAGUCAUUAUAAUAAAAGUUUAUCAAUACAUUCUGAAUUGGCAAUAAAUCAAGUAAACUUUGCCGAUUCCGGUAUCUAUACAUGUCAUACAUUGAAUGAUAGCCGUUCAAUAGCCAUACGUAUUCGACAUCGUCCAAGAAUAUUUGUAUCAAAUAAUCUUAAAAAAAUAGCCGCCAAUAUUGGUGAAAUUUCGGUAAAAUUUGUUUGCUCAGCAUUGGCAUAUCCAAAUGUUUAUUUCAAUUGGACAAGAUACAUUUCUACUAUUAAUGAUGAUGUUAAUGUUGUUGUUGAUGGUGGUGGUGGUGGUGGUGGUGUUGAUAAUAAUAAUGCUGAUGAUGAUGAAAUUCAACAACAACAACAAAAACAAAAACAACAACAAUCAUCAAUGAUAGUUAUCAAUAAUAGUGAUGAUCAUUUGUCGAAUAAAUAUCGAGUGAUUCUUCCGUCAACAGAAUCAUCAUCAUCAACAACAACGGAAUUGGAAAUGAUAAUCAAAAACUACCAUCAUACAAGUGAAUUAAUUAUUAAUCAUCUAAAUGAAAAUGAUUAUGGUAUCUAUGAAUGUAUUGUUUAUAAUGAAUAUGGUAAUGAUUAUCAACGAUUCGAAUUGGUUAGAAAAAGCUAUCCGGAAUGUCCGAAAAAUUUACAGAUUUUAAAUCGAACAAAUCAACAAAUAUUUUUACGAUGGAAUUCUGGCUUUAAUUAUGGCCAUGAACAAUCAUUUACAAUACGGUUAUGGCCUUUACAUUCAUCAACAACAACAACAACAAAUUCUAAUACCAUUACUGAUGAUGAUGAUGAUUAUGAUGGUGUUGGUGAUAAUAGUAAUGCUGUUGUUGUUGUUGAUGAUGAUGAUGAUGAUGAUAGCAUCGAUUCUGAACAACCAAAUUCUAAUAGUCAAAUAUUUGCCAACAUCAGCAAUAAUUAUUUUCAACUACAAAACCUUGAACCAAAUACUCAUUAUCGUUUAUUGUUAUGGGCUACGAAUCGUUUAGGUCGUAGUCGAAAAUCGUUACAACUAACAUUCCAAACUUUAUCCACUAAACAAUAUCAACAACAACAACAACGACGACAACAACAGAUGCAAAAUUUUUGGAAUAAAAAUAGCCAUCAUCAUCAUCAUCAACAUCAACAACAGCAACCGAUAAAACCGUUAUAUGCUGCAUCGGCUGAUGAACAACGUUUAAAUGGUUUAAUUAUUAUUAAUGAUAAUGAUUUAGGUGGCAAUGAUGAUGGUGUUGAUACAGCUGCAUCACAAUCAUCAUCAUCAACAAUCAUUGAUGGUCAUCGUUUACAGAAUCGUCGUUUAGCAAUGGUUGUUGGUGAAGAUUUUGUUGAAUUUACUAUAUUGAUGGGUGGUUUAAUUAUUUUUCUUGCAAUCAUAUCAUUCAUAAUGGUUAUUUUUAUCUAUUGGCGUAAAAGAAAUAAUGAUCAUCAUCAUCAACAGCAACAGCAAUCGAAUAACAACAAUAAAAAAAUCAACAACGAUAUGAUGAUCAAUGAUAAUAAAAUUAACGAAACUGAACAAUCUGAAAAUGUUUAUAAUCAUCAUCAUCAUCCAACGAUUAAUGAUAGCCAAACAAAUAUUAAUUCUCAUCAUUCAUAUCAUCAUAAUCAACAAACUGGACAUUUAAUAGAAUCAUCAUCAUCAUCGAUGAAUAAUCAUAAUCAAUCAUUGGAUAAACAAUUACAAUAUGUACUUUCACAUCAACAGAUAACAAAUGUACAUUUAUUACCUGAUCGAUUGGAACAAUUGACAAUUGAUUCAUCAAUAUCACCACCAUCAUUAUCAUCAUCAUCACCAUCAUCAUCACAUUUGAUUAAUAAUAAUGAUCAAUCGAUUCAAAUGGCUUCGGCAGCUACAUCAUCUUUACCUGCAACAUAUCAGAUUAGUUUUGCACCAACAUUUCAUACAUAUGAUGAUCAUCAUAAUCAUCAUAAUGAUGGUACUACAUAUGAAUUACAAUCACCAUCAAUUUGUGGUAAUGAUGACCAUCAUCAUCAACAACAACAACAACAACAACAUUAUCGAUUCAAUACAAUUCAAUCGGAUAAUUCAAUAAUGAUAACAACAACACCGACAACAACAACAACAACAACGAAUAAUGUAAUGCCAUCAAAAGUUUCAUUUAUUGAACCAAAUAAUAAUUGUUUAUCAUCAUCAACGAAACGUGUAAAAAUUAUUCAAAAUUCUACAAUAUUAUCACCAUCGACAACAUCGACAACAAAAUCGAUAAUAUCCAAUCCUCCAUCGACAACAGCAACAACAUUGUUUUCGAUUUUUUCCCCGAAAAAACAGUAA
Molecule: messenger RNA, 3456 nt
Organism: Dermatophagoides pteronyssinus (European house dust mite)
Lineage: Eukaryota; Metazoa; Arthropoda; Arachnida; Sarcoptiformes; Pyroglyphidae
Biological process (GO): cell-cell adhesion
Cellular component (GO): cell-cell junction; plasma membrane
Molecular function (GO): cell adhesion molecule binding
Source: RefSeq, a predicted model, not a curated record